Anopheles aquasalis is the source of this 1028-nucleotide messenger RNA. RefSeq names its product basic helix-loop-helix domain-containing Fer2 (gene Fer2). Gene Ontology annotation, molecular function: DNA-binding transcription factor activity, RNA polymerase II-specific; RNA polymerase II transcription regulatory region sequence-specific DNA binding; protein dimerization activity. The record is from RefSeq and is a predicted model, not a curated record. NCBI's taxonomy places the organism in Eukaryota, Metazoa, Arthropoda, Insecta, Diptera, Culicidae. Gene Ontology annotation, biological process: regulation of transcription by RNA polymerase II; developmental process.
UUGCAAACGACAAACAGUGAGGAAGUUGAACGAAGUGACCGACUGAAGUUCCGGUCCUUGGUCCUCUGUAAUCCCGGUGCAUCCCGAUUGUGUGCGCGUGAAAUAAAGGACUCUCUCUCUCAGCCAAAGCAUGGAUAAGAUCUGCCGUUCCCAGCUGCCGGAUUCAUCCUCAUCGCCACCGCUCAGUGGUAUCCAUGGGUUCCACAGCUUCGAUGAUGAGCUAAUUGCCGAUCUGCCAUCGUGCGUCUAUGCAACGCAUCAUCAUCAUCCGCUCGGAAGUAUUCCUGGGAAUAAUGGGAGUGGUUCCGUUGGAGUUGGCGGCACCAGCACGGCCCAAUCUGGCCACAGUGGCCACAGCAGUAACAGCAACAACAAUAGCAGCGGUAGUCCUCCAAACUUGAGGCUUAACACAAACAGCUUGCGACAGAUGCAGUAUCUGCACCCGAAUGAAUGUCUCGACUCGUCAACACCGCCGAGUCCUUCGCUAUCUACCACCAUGAGCAGCCAUCCGUACAAUCCGCCACCGUACAAGAUGCAACGCCAGCAGCAGACCAGUGUCCGCGAACGGAAGCGCAUGAUGCGUUCGGCGCCGAAUGGCAGUAUCAACUCAGCGUUCGAUGAGCUGCGGGUACACGUGCCCACGUUCCCGUACGAGAAACGGCUCAGCAAGAUCGACACCCUACGGUUGGCGAUCGCCUACAUUGCACUGUUGCGCGAAGUUCUGGAGGCAGAUUACGAUCCGCUGACUUACGUGGAAAAGUGUCUCCGAGGAGAAAUCAAGGCGGAUCGUGCCCACUGGAAUACAAGCGAUCUUACUGCCCGGCUAUCGUGGAUCAACUGGGAAAACUUAGGUGUCCAUCCGGGCCGCCGCACCAUACUGACGUCGCUAGCGUUGGGCUCUUCGGAGAGUCUCGGUUGUGGACCGCCACCACACUUGAUUUAAAUGCUUCCGCGAGGCGAGCCUUUUCCUGGUGAUCGCCGUUGGAUGUCUUCCGUUCGUUGCUAGUCCUAUCCAAGAUAAGUAGAUU